Candidozyma haemuli is the source of this 2922-nucleotide messenger RNA. RefSeq names its product Chs8p (gene CHS8). Gene Ontology annotation, molecular function: chitin synthase activity. The record is from RefSeq and is a predicted model, not a curated record. Gene Ontology annotation, cellular component: cell septum; cell periphery. Bases 1 to 2922 code for a protein of 973 amino acids. NCBI's taxonomy places the organism in Eukaryota, Fungi, Ascomycota, Pichiomycetes, Serinales, Metschnikowiaceae. The transcript is spliced from 2 exons.
AUGCAAAAUAACUACGACGACGACCUCUUUGAGGACGAGAAGGGCUCUAACACCAGCCCUUACCCCCAGCAGCUGUACCGCUCCCAUUCCAGAGUUGCAUCCAGCUCCAGAACAUUUUCCAGCGGAGGGGAUGAGGAUGAUGAUUUCUAUGAAAAACUUGGUGGAAGCUUAUACGGAGAGUCCAACGCCUCUACGGUGAAGCAGCCUGGUGUUCGCUUCAGUGAGAAGAAGUUCAGUUGCAUCCCCCUUAAUGGCCCUAGGGAGUCUUACAGAAUGUCACAGUACCCGCUGUUCGAAUACAACGGACCAGAGUACCCACAGAAUGCCUACAAUCGCUACAGUGUCAUGAACGUGGAUGAAAUGGCGAGCAUGCCUAACAGGCUCAGCAUGGGUUAUCAGCAAAUGGGUAUGCCAAUUCUGCCAGAUGACUAUAACUUGAACUUGCUUGAAGAGGCUGCAGAUGAUAUGGAUCCUUUUGGUGACGAUGAUUCCUUGUUUUCAGAGGCUGACCCUGAUGAAUUACGUAGGGGCAUGACUCUUAAGAGAACUCCUACACAAGCUAGACCCCACGACGGCGAAGAAGACGACGACUUCACUCCUCGUCUUAACUACACCAAGACCGUUAAGCGUGCUCGUUUAGUGGAUGGUAACUUCGUCAUUGAUGCCCCGGUGCCCAAGCUGUUGCUUAACACGUACACUCGCUCAGCCUUUGGCGAAAGUAAUGAAACUUCCUUCGUUAGAUACUCGGGUGUCACUUGUGGACCUUCCAACUUCGGAGAGUACAAGUAUAAUCUUCGUCAGACGUUGUACUCUCCACCAAGAGAAACUGAAAUCAUGGUUUGCAUUACAAUGUAUAACGAGGAUGAAAUCUUGCUCGCACGUACCUUGAAGGGUGUGUUCGAGAACAUCAAGAACUUGACCAAGAGAAAAGAUCCAAACUGGGGUGACGGUUCUUGGAAGAAGGUUGUUAUCGUGAUUGUCAAUGAUGGUCGUUUGCAGCUUCAUCAAAGAACCCAGAAACUUCUUACAGCACUUGGUGUCUUCCAGGAGGGAUAUGCCAAGUCUAAGGUUAACGAAAGUCAUGUUAAAGCUCAUCUUUACGAAUACACAUCGACUGUGGGUAUCGAGAGAGUUACAAAUGACAGGGUUUACUUAUCACAGAAUCUGACCCCAGUGCAGCUUGUUUUCUGUUUGAAGGAGAAGAACGCAAAGAAGAUUAACUCCCAUCGUUGGUGUUUCCAGUCCUUUGCUCCAUUGUUGAACCCUAAGGUGGUGAUGCUUCUUGAUUGUGGUACCACACCAUCGAAGGAUGCAUUCUACCAUUUGUGGACCGCCUUCAAGGAUCCAAACGUUGCAGGUGCUUGUGGUGAAAUGAGAGUCGCCUUGGGUCAGAAUAAGAGACUUUUGCUGAACCCAUUGGUUGCUGCUCAGAAUUUCGAGUAUAAGAUUUCUAACGUUCUAGACAAACCUAUGGAAUCCGUUUUCGGAUUUAUUUCUGUGCUUCCGGGUGCUUUCUCCGCCUACAGAUGGGAAGCGUUGCUUAAUGUUGACGGACAGGGGCCCCUCGAGAAGUAUUUCAAGGGUGAAUUCUUGCAUCAGAAUAAGGAGUUGGACGAAGAUGACGACGAAUUCGAAUUGAUGGAAAAGAAUUUCCAAGAGUCCGGUAUUUUCACAUCUAAUAUGUACUUGGCUGAAGACAGAAUCUUAUGUUUCGAGCUCGUGGCCAAGAGAAACCACAACUAUGUCUUGCGUUACGUGAGCAGUGCAAAGGCUGAGACAGAUGUACCUGAAAAGAUGGAUGAUUUCGUCUUGCAACGUCGUCGUUGGCUUAAUGGUUCCUUGUUCGCUGCCGUUUAUUCGAUUGUCCAUUGGACACAGAUCUGGAAAUCCAACCACGGUCUUUUCAGAAAGCUUUGGCUUCAACUUGAGUUCUACUACCAUAUGGUUACCGUCUUGGUUUCUUGGUUUUCGUUGGCUUGUUUCUUUUUGGUGUUCCGUAUCUUGACCAAAAACUUGGGUUCCCCUGAAGUCGGGUUCUCAUUUGGUUCAACACUUUCGACGAUUUUCUUGUGGAUAUAUGUUGCUUGUCUUGUGUGUACAUUCGUUUUGGCGUUUGGUAACACUCCUAGAGGUACAAAGAAGUUCUAUACGGUGAUUGCUGUUGUCUUCGCCGUUUUAAUGGCGUACUUGACGUUUGCAGCUGUCUACUUGGCUAUCAAUACAGUGAAGUUGGUUAUAAAGAAUUCUGAUGGAGAUUUCCAUGCGGGCAUGUUGUUCACAAACCAGAAGUUUAGAGAUCUCGUGGUGUCUGUGCUUAGUACCUAUCUUCUUUACGCCAUUGGUGCAGUGAUUCACGGAGAGCCAUCGUUUAUGAUCACAUCGUUCUUGCAGUAUCUUUUGAUUUCACCCACGUACAUCAAUGUGUUGAACGUCUACUCGUUCUGUAACAUUCACGAUGUUUCCUGGGGUAACAGAGAUUCUCCACAGGCCAAGGACUUGGGUACUGCUAAGAUUACGGAGGACAAAAACGGUGAAUUGAUCAUGACAGUUGUGCCUGCGUCAGAUCAGGGACUCGAGGAAAGCUACAUGAACACGAUUGAUGACUUGAAGGUUCCACCACCAGAGAUUCCCGUUAUGAUGUCCAAGAAGCUGAAGGAAGAUUCAUACUAUGCAUUGUUGCGUACGAUCACCGUGUUGGUGUGGAUGUUGACAAAUGCUAUUUUGGUUGCAAUUGUGCUUGCUGCUGUUGGACCAAAGGACGACACAUGGAGUGAUUACAGAAACUCUACGAUUUUCUUGACGGUGAUUUUGUGGAUUGUGUGUGCGUUGGCCGGGUUUAGACUUACGGGAAGUGUGCUCUACCUUUUGAUGAAGGCCAUGAGGCCAUUAAAAUGGUGGGCACGCAAGAGGAAAUCGGUGUAA